UCCGUAAAUGAAUACACGUCCCAGCAUGGUAGACAUGUUGAUUUCCUGGUUCAGGCUGCGAGGUGUAUGAUGGGAUACAAAAUUUUGUGACGUCAUUAUGGCCUAGUUGGGUUAGGUUUAGGGAUGCAAGUGUAUUGAAAAUUAUUUGGUCGUUGGAAAUGUAUUGAGCCUUAUUGGUGUUUAUUGUUUCGCACUAACGAACCCAAGUAUUUUGAAGAAAGCGAUAGACAUACAGAGAGGUGUGGAAGUUUCGUGCAUUGUCUGAAAUGUCUCGACAUGAAGAUUUGUAUUAUGGUGGAGAGGCACUUACAGUUGAGCAACCUCAAGCUUUCACAUGUCCCUAUUGUGGCAAAAUGGGUUUCACUGAAACUACUUUACAAGAACAUGUUACCAGUGAACACUCAGAAACAUCAUUUGAAGUGGUGUGUCCAGUUUGUGCUUCCUUGCCUGGAGGUGAUCCGAACUUGGUGACAGAUGAUUUUGCAGGUCACUUGACUUUGGAACACCGCAGUGGGCCACACCAGUUAUGA
Molecule: messenger RNA, 530 nt
Organism: Gryllus bimaculatus (two-spotted cricket)
Lineage: Eukaryota; Metazoa; Arthropoda; Insecta; Orthoptera; Gryllidae
Source: the annotation of a GenBank genome assembly